AUGCACAGACUAAAGGGGCUCUUGCAAAGGAAACACAAAAAGAAGGACCAUGAGAUACCUACUCAGGCGGCCCCUACUAUACCUCCUGUAUCAAGCAGUCCUAAGCCGCUCUGCCAUUCCACUCUUGAGGCACUGCCCUUUGAGAUCCGCAAUCGCAUUCUAUUUGCAGUAGAUUCUCUCACAGAUCUUUCAGCCUUGAUCCAUGCAUCUCCCACUUUUCACCAACAGUAUCGACUUGACCGAGCGUUCUGGCUAUGGCAUUGCCUAUACCUUGAACUUGGCCAGGCUUAUGUUGAUGCAUACAUGGUCGACCAAUGCAAUAUGCCUGAAUUUCGACUGAGGCGGAACCGGGAAAAGGUUCUACUCUUUAUUGAGGACUAUAAAUUGCGCCGCCUCGAAGUCACUGAUAUGUCUUGGAAACCACCUGACGAGGAUGAGAUCCUGAGUAUGGUAUCUUUUCAUGUAUCGGUCAUCCGCCCUCUGAUGAAACACUACGUUACUUGGGUUCGUCUAAACCUCGAGGGUUUGUCUUCACCCAACGAAAUCAGCAGAACAGAAGAGCAGCGCAUCACGCGCGGUCUAUACCGCUUCCAACUCUUCUACAACCUUUUCGGUCCACCUAAGGGCUUUGCCAGCUAUGGUGAUCCUUUAGUGCAGCUCUUUUUUGAUCUGUAUACAGCAUGGGAGGUUGAAGAAAUCUUGUGUAUAAACGUCUUUGUGCACGCACAGUACCUCAGUGUAUUCAAGCAGGUUCGAUGGGACUUGCAUCCGUCUAAUCCAUCGUUCGACAACGUACGAACUGGUCCACAUACACCACCCGGCGCAUUUGAUCUCUUUUGGAAAGAUGAUUUGCCCUAUGACAAUCAGCUCUAUGGCAUAAUCUCACGGGGGCUAUCAGUCUUAUCCACCGCUCUCAAGACACAAGAUCAAUCAAAGCUAGCAGAAUUGAUCGCAAGCGAAAUUGUGCCGAUGGUGGAAGAUAUUCUUUUCGAAAGCACAAACUCUUAUUACCAAGAAACAAGGCGCGAGAGCCAUCACUCCGAUAGGGAUCAAGCCCAGGACGACCGUGAGAAGAUGGUCUUCAGCAGCGACAGUGAUGGAUCGCCUCCGUUGGCAUGGGUAAUCUUUUGGAAAGAGACAUACAGCAAUCUCUUUGGCAAUUUUAUACCAGAGUCUUUGCGUCAGUGGGGAUAUGUGAUGUGGGAUAGCGAUCGGUUAGCUAACACUGAUGCUGUUGCCCGGCUUGAUCAGGGGUGGAAAGAUAUGUAUACGGAGCCCGUUCACUACGAGGCGCCGGGAGAUCCGAGAGAUGAGAUGUUGGCUUAUCACUAA
This is a messenger RNA of Fusarium mangiferae, 1332 nucleotides long. RefSeq lists its product as uncharacterized. Bases 1 to 1332 code for a protein of 443 amino acids. NCBI's taxonomy places the organism in Eukaryota, Fungi, Ascomycota, Sordariomycetes, Hypocreales, Nectriaceae. The transcript is spliced from 2 exons. The record is from RefSeq and is a predicted model, not a curated record.